Molecule: messenger RNA, 681 nt
Organism: Diversispora eburnea
Lineage: Eukaryota; Fungi; Glomeromycota; Glomeromycetes; Diversisporales; Diversisporaceae
Source: the annotation of a GenBank genome assembly
AUGGACUAUUAUAGGAUUCUGGAAGAAUGCGACAUAGGAACCUUCCGUGAUAAGAUUGGUUAUUAUCUUGCUUCUCUUGAGACCAUUAUUAAAGCUGAAAAUAAACAAAAGACGCGAAAAAGCACAACAAUUAUACGAACAGACAAUAAUAAAGCUCCAAAAAGAGUAAAAAUUGAGGAUUUUUUUGCGCGGGAUACUCGAACAAAGGUUACUGAAACAUCCAGCGAAAAUGAGCAUGUGUCUUGGGAAAUUAUUGAAAAUGCUCUGGAAAUUCAAAAAACUAAUUUUGAAGAAAAAGAGGAGCUAACUGAAGAAGAGUUUGAAAAAAGCGAUGGCAAUGUUUCUGCACGUAAGGCGGAUGGUAUUCUUCUUAAUUAUGAGAAUAUUAGUCAAGAGUUUUUACUUUUUGAGAAUGUCGGCCCUCCAUCAAAGACAAAAAAUCCCAAGUAUAAAGGUGACCUUUUAAAAUGUUUCCGAAACUCUGUAGAUGCAAUAUGCAAAACUUUCUGGAAUGUAAACGGAGAUGUAGAAUUGGCGAGAAAGUAUUACGUAUUAACAUACGUGUUGUACAGGGAUAAAGGGGAACUGUUUAGAUUGAACAUGGGUGCCCCUAAAACCUUUGUUACUGAAAGGAAUUACACUAAUGUUUCUGUGUGUAGAUUAUUUUCGAAUCCAAUCUAG